This is a messenger RNA of Microcebus murinus (gray mouse lemur), 4153 nucleotides long. Lineage: Eukaryota; Metazoa; Chordata; Mammalia; Primates; Cheirogaleidae. The record is from RefSeq and is a predicted model, not a curated record.
CACCCGCGCAGUCCCGCCAGGGCCUUCCUCUGCCUCCUCCCCAACCCCGAGUCCCCCACAGACUCAAGCCUGGACCAAGGUGUCCAUCAGUCCUCUGAGCCAGUGGGGACUGGGUAGGGGAUCCUUCCUGGGUCACUGGGGCAGCGACUGCAGGAGUGGUGGAGCAGGGGCGUCAGGGCUGCGGAGUAGGGAGGGAGCAGGUGGGGCCGUUCGCGGGCCCAGGCCCCCGCCGCGCUAAUGGCCAGAAAGCCUCGCGAGGAGAACGCAGAGUGCUCAGGGCUGGGUGACCGCUGGGGCAGGGGCGGAGGUGGACGUUGUCCUAGUCCCUAUGCCAGACGCCCACUGUGCGUUCCCUGCCGCCAUCCUCCGCCUCCAGGCACUGCUUGCCUAUUGAGCUUUCCGUUUAUUCCCUUAAAGAGGUGGAAUUGAUUUUCUACGCAAAGCUUGAGCUGUUGGAAUAAGUUGGCGCCGAGGGUAACAGGAGAGAAACUUCUGGCAUUGACUAUAUGUGUGUAUAUAUGUAUAUAAAUAUACUUCACACCUCACCUCCCCUUACAUUCCUGACGCGCCCCCAACGGGUCCAAGGUUAAAAGGAAAGCGCCAACAGACACGGGCAAAUAGAUCUCGGAUUUGCUCCCAACACACCCCGAUGUGCUGGGUGUGUCAGGAAGGAGGAGAGGAGGGGGCCCUGGUUGGGGUCUGGGUUGGCGUUAAAGCGGGGAUGCAGGACCCGCGCCCGGCGCCCAGAUUGCAAGGGUCUCUCGCCGGCUUCAGCUCACGGGCGGAUCUCUGCGUCCCGUCCCUGUCCUCUCGUCCUGCCAGUGUCCGCGGAUCUCUUCUCCCUUGGGCUGCAGGCUGGUCAGCGAGCACAGUGCUUCUGGGGUCUGGGCAGGGUGGGGUACAGCCAGGGGAGGAGAUGAGGAGAGGCCUUGAGUGAAGAUUGAUCUUCGUUAAAAUGGUUGCCAUCGGCGUCAUUAUGACUAUCAAACUUAUCGCCAAGAGGCUCAGCCGCCAAACUCAGGCCUCAAGGAGCUUCGGCAAGGCUGGUUGGCGACUCUCCACGCUCGGAUUCAGCGCUGGGAAUACCUGUGGCCACAGGAGAGCAUCCACGCUGAAGCGAAGAAGUAGGGAGGAAGAGAACUCGGUGUCCUAUUUGCACCCGGGCAGCGAAAGCACCGUCUCCUCCGAAAUCGCCUCCGUCACCGAGAGCCGUAAGAAGCCAGGCCAUUAUUCAGAGGCAGCCGCCGAGGCCGACAUGAGCAGCGACGUGGAGGUGGGCUGCUCAGCGCUGCGCUCCCCCGGCGGCCUCGGGGCUACGCCGCUCAAGGAAAACAAUGGCAAAGGGUACGCAGAGAGCGGCUCGGCCGCGGGCACCACGACGUCGGCGUCGGGCUCAGGCCUCGGCAGCCUUCAUGGAGGCGGCGGCGGCAGCGGCGGGGGCGCGGCGCUGGGUAGCUCCGGCUCCGGCGCGGAUCAGGUGCGGCGCUACCGUACGGCGUUCACCCGCGAGCAGAUCGCGCGCCUGGAGAAGGAGUUCUACCGGGAGAACUAUGUGUCCCGGCCCCGCCGGUGCGAGCUGGCCGCGGCGCUCAACCUGCCCGAAACCACCAUCAAGGUAUGGUUCCAGAACCGGCGCAUGAAGGACAAGAGGCAACGCCUGGCCAUGUCGUGGCCGCACCCGGCCGACCCCAGCUUCUACACCUACAUGAUGACGCACGCGGCUGCCACCGGAAGCCUGCCCUACCCCUUCCACUCGCACGUGCCACUGCACUACUACCCGCACGUGGGCGUCACGGCGGCGGCGGCAGCCGCUGCAGCCUCUGGCGCGGCAGCGGCGGCAUCGUCGCCCUUCGCCACUUCCAUCCGUCCGCUGGAUACCUUCCGCGCCCUCUCGCACCCCUACUCGCGGCCGGAGCUGCUGUGCAGCUUCCGCCACCCGGGCCUCUACCAGGCGCCCGCGGCCGCCGCGGGGCUCAACAGCGCGGCCUCGGCUGCAGCGGCCGCAGCAGCUGCAGCGGCUGCAGCCUCUUCGGCGGCGGCAGCCGGGGCGCCCCCCAGCGGCGGCUCCGCACCCUGCUCGUGCCUCAGUUGCCACAGCAGUCAGUCGGCGGCAGCAGCCGCAGCAGCCGCAGCUGCAGCCCUGGGCUCCCGGGGCGGCGGCGGGGGCGGCGGCGGAGGCGGCGGCGGCAGCGGCGCAGGGGCCACGGGCGGUUCAGACUUUGGCUGCAGCGCCGCGGCACCGCGCUCAGAGAGCGGCUUCCUGCCUUACUCGGCUGCCGUGCUUAGUAAAACCGCCGUGAGCCCGCCAGACCAGAGGGACGAGGCUCCCCUCACCAGAUAACUACGUCGCCACCGCCAGGGGCCGCGCCUGCGUGUGCCCGGGAGUCCCCUGUGCGCCCCCUGCGCCCCCUGCGCCCUCUGCGCGCUGCCCGCUGCUACCGCUGCCGCCAGGGGGCGCCCCGGGGCGCGGGAGGCUGAAAGGAAACUGCCCUGAAUGGGGGGGGGGGAAGCCGGCGCGAAAGCCUGGCGGGCGUCCCCCCAAAUUAUUUCUAUUUUUGUAUUUGCAACCCAGCCAUCUCUCCUGCUCUUCCCCCUCUGUCUCCCGCCGCCCAGGCCCCACUUUCCUCCUCUGUGCUGAGCUCUUGGUCUCCCCGAGGACAAUGUCCCUCACUCCCAAACCAGUCCUCUGGGGUCUCUAGCCCUGGCUGUGCGCUUUCAGGCCCAGGUCACACGACUGAACCGCGUGGCCAGAAGCAGCGGAGAACCACAACAAAGAGAGGGGAACGGUGUGCGCCGGUGCUUGGGGGAGGGGGAGGAGUCACUCCGGAGGUUGCUGCUGCUGCUUUUUUACUUCUAUCCUUCCUUUCUAUUCUUUAAACGAGGGUGGGAGGAGGUGGCAAAUUUUCUCUUGGCCUGAGCUUGUUAGGGGCCCUGCCUGUGGAAAGCGUGAAGGCCGGGAGGGCGAAUGGAGAGCGCAGGCAGCAGCGGGAGCGUUUGUGAGAUUGUUUGCUGCGUUCAGGCGCAAGGCGGGGAGGGCUGUGGCCGCCUUUCCCGAGAAGGACAAAGCCGAGGUGGGAAUGGUUGGCCAUCGCGCCUACUCCUGCUCGAUCCAACCGUUCUCUCUUUGAGUUUUUGGUUUCAGUGCUGAUGGAAUGGAAGUGUCUUGCAUAUUUUAUGCAAAAAGUGAUGGCUUAUAAGUUUGACCCAGCCAGGCCAAGGAAAAGAAGGGAACCGAAGGGAAAGGGAAGGCGGGUGGGGAGGGCAAGAUAGAUCGCUGUAGUAUUUGGAGAGGCGUUUUCAGCUCAGUGUUCCAACUACCGGGUUCCACUCGAUCUGGGAAAUACUUGAAUCUCUAGAUACAUGAUAUUAUUCUGAAGCAUUUCCUUAGACACUUUUCUAAGUUCGAACUCUAUUCCCCUCGCCCCCUUCUCUCCUUGCUUUCCUUUUCCCCGGGUGAAAUGGUUCUUGGCAUAUUUCUCAUGCAUGUGUAUUGCGCCUUCGCCUCUGCAAAGCCACCGCUGGGUUGCUGAGACCCGCUCUGCCAACCUGGCUACUGGAGGGGUUUCCUUGAACUUGAAGAAAGGUACAUCAAAACCCACCAGUGUUAACUGCCACGUCAAUUUUGAUGCUAAUAAUGUGCAGAUUAUGACGAAAAUUGCCAAUCAUGCUCUCUGAUGGACCUCCUUUGAAUGUGGAAUUGGAGAAAAGUUCCCCGCACGGAGACCUGCUGUCAAGUACUAACAACCCGCUAAGGGAAGUCAUUAGGAGAGACGGAUAAGAGACUCGGUACAUAAAACAUUGUUCUUGGUGCAUAGAAUGUAUGUUAUUUAAUGUUAUCUCUGUUACCUGAAGUGAUUUCGCAGAAGAAAGCCACGUUCUUAUCAUCUCAAUUGCCAAUUUUCAUUUUGGUAACUUGGACGCCCUGGGUAGACUUUUCUCUGUUAAGUUGAUAUUCCACCAAUGUGAACAGCCUCAUUAAAUCAAGCCCAGAUAUUUCCAUAAUGCUCCCCGCAGAGCCACUUCGCUCCUCACAUAAUGAGAUUUUCUGAAGAGUUGAAGCCCUAAAAUAACUUGCUAGUGCAUGUUUAGGUCCAGCGAAGUGGGUAUGUGUGUGUGUGUGUGUAUUAAAAUGUAGUUAUGCUACCUAUAUGUG